Messenger RNA from Saccharomycodes ludwigii, 4434 nucleotides. It is a transcript of the gene LAF1, whose product is annotated as Laf1p. The record is from RefSeq and is a predicted model, not a curated record. Gene Ontology annotation, molecular function: protein binding. Bases 1 to 4434 code for a protein of 1477 amino acids. The transcript has a single exon. NCBI's taxonomy places the organism in Eukaryota, Fungi, Ascomycota, Saccharomycetes, Saccharomycodales, Saccharomycodaceae.
AUGGCACUAUUGAAACUAUUUCGCUCUUCAGAAAAUUUACGAUCUACUGCUAAUAAAAAGAAUGAUGGUGUCAAUGAAAAACGGAAUAAUACCAGUGGUGGUCUUAUGAGGCGAUCUACUACAUUUACUAGAAGCAAAUCACUUCCUAGAUCUAAAAGUAAUAUAAAUAAUAACACUAAUAAUAAUACUAAUAACACUAAUAAGAAUACGGCCAAGAACACCACCAAGAACACCAAUGAUUUCGGAAAAUCACAAAAUAAACCAAACAACGCCGUUCAUAAUCAUGAUAAUACUAAAAUCAACGCAUCAAAUUCGAGAAAAUAUCAAACAAAACCCAAUCAAAUAAGUUCUAAAUCAUCAACACCGACACAGCAAGGGGACUCGACCAAGUCUCCAACAGUAAAAAACAAUGCUAGAGUAACUGUGUCCAAUGGUGCUACAAACUCUGCACCUAGGCAGGAUACUUUAAGUAGGAUGAACACCUUUACUACUGCAAAAAAUAUUCUUCUUACGGAUAUACCUGACGUUCUGGCCACGCCUGCUCACAGUACCAACGGUAGCAAUCCCAAAACCGCUUAUUUAAAUAAUAAAGAUAGUAUUAGCACCAGGAACACCCCCAGAGGACCAAAUGCCACGAGUAGCAAUUUAAGUACACCGAAUAGCAUCAAUCCACUGAAAAAAAUGCCCACCAACUCAUCUUCCGCCUUAACAGACCUUACAUUUUCGUCCCCUAUGGAUACUAGCGGCACCGCUACUGCAACGACCACCGCCACCACCACUACUACAACCAAUAAUAACAAACAAAAUAACGAAAAUAACAACGAUGGGAAUAAUGACAAUACAAUUUCUGAUUUGGAUACACAAGCGAAUGGCAAUGCCAUACAUAGAAGAGAAUUUUCCGCAGAUAUGUGCCCCUUACAAUUCAAAAUGUCAUUAAAUAAAUUAAAUAAACAUUGCACUUCCAUGAGUAUAGAUACUUCGAGAGUAUUAUCACCAUCAUUAGCUGGUAAUGGCGCACGAGUCCAGGAUAAUGCUGCUAGCCCUUCCAUACAGCACACUUCGCCUACAAGUGAUAAUAGCAAAAAUUUACGGUUUGAGCAUAUUUCUGAGUCUAUGCGUCCAUCAAUGGAUUUUGAACGUAUUCCUAGUAAAUUUGAAAAGACAGCUUCAGGUACGAAAUUGCAUGUUUCAAAUUUAGACCCUACCGAUAGAUCACAUACGAAUUCCUCCAGGAACAUUAAAAAAAUCGACGCAACUGGCAACUCUAAUAUAUAUAUCAGUAAAAAUAAUACAAGAAACAUUUCUGAAAUAUAUAAGAAACUAGAGGACGAAAAGAAGGCUUUGAAUAAAAACUAUUAUGGCCCCGGUGGUAAUAGCCAAAAUACAGGGGUUGAAAAUUCCGCUGGAAAUACAUUAUUGCUGAACCAGAAUGAUGAUCUGAUUUUAUCCGAUUUUAAUAGAGAGGGUAUUUUUAAUAGUAUAUUCGAAUCGAUAGAUAGAAAUCAGUUUAUUCAAUAUUUAGAAAACCCAAACCAUAUAAAAGUUUUCAAAAAAAAAAAAAUCUAUUCACCUUUAUCGAGAUUUAUAUUGGCUCAAGAACUAAAACACGAUAAGCAACAACAACAACAACAACAAUAUCAAAUACACCAAAGAAAAACAUCUUCUGUCGAUGAUCCAACUAGUUCUAUUUCCGAAAAUACCAUUUGGUGCUUAGAAUUUAGCCAUGAUGGAAAAUUUCUCGCUUCUGCUGGAAAAGAUAACACGAUUAGAGUUUGGAAAGUUAUCGCAACACCACUGGAAAGAGUGGAAAUGAAUAACACUUGUUCCAAAAGAGACUCUUUAAUCUCCUCCGGAUACUCUUCUGCAAGCCCAUCCCGGUCAGCUGGGUAUGCAACGGGAUCUUCGACAACUAGUUGUAAUAAUAAUAACAGCAACAAUAAUUUAAAUGUCAAUGACGUAAAUUUGGUGGAUGAUAUCUUUGGCGAAUCUACUUAUAAAAACAACUUAGAAGAUGAUAACCACUAUGGGCUCUCUCCAGAUGAGGAAGAGUCAAACCUAUAUGCCCCAGUUUUCCAUCCUCAACCUCAUAGGAUAUUCACUGGGCAUACUCAUGAUAUUUUAUCCUUGGAUUGGUCCAAAAAUAAUUUUUUGUUAACUGGCUCAAUGGACAAGACCGUUAAGUUAUGGCAUUGCGAUAAAAAGACUUUUUUAAAAAGUUAUUUGCAUCCUGAUUUUGUUACUUCCAUUAAAUUCCAUCCCAAGGAUGAUAGGUUUUUUGUCAGUGGAUGCUUGGAUCACUACAUAAGAAUGUUUUCUAUAUUGGAAGAUGAAUGUGUUUAUGAAUUUGAUGUUGGGGAUUUAAUUACCACCAUUGAAAUCUCGCCCAAUAAUGGCAAGUAUGUUUACGUUGGCACAUUUAAUGGAUAUGUUAUGGUUUUUUUAACCAGGGGACUCACGCUACUGUUUUGUUUCCACAUUCCAAAUUCUAAACAUAGUAGUGAGAAAAUUGAGAUUAUCAAUGAUAAAUUAAUGGCCGGCGCUAAUGCUCGCUCUGCGAACCAGACAGUCUUAGUUAUCCAGCCAGGACCCAAAAUUACAGGGAUUCAAUGUUUCCAAGAGGAAAAUGAUUUAAAACUAUUAGUAACUUCCAAUGACUCCAGAAUUAGAAUUUUCAGUUUGUUGCAAAGGAAAUUGUUGGAAGUCUUGAAAGGCUUUGAAAACGACUCUUUACAAUUAAAAGCCACGGUUAGGUUGGGCACUCCGAAUGAUUUAAAUUCUCCAACUAUCGUGGUUGUUCCCAGUGAAAACCAUUGGAUAUAUGCUUGGAAAUUGAAAUCGUCUGAGCUAGCCAAAUUGAAUAGACUGAAACCAGGACAUUCUCAUCUCUCUGAACUAGGUGUUUCUGCCACGUCUUCAUACACUCUGAAAUUACGAUCUUCCUUUCAGUUUAAAAGAAAUAGCAAUGCAUUUGUACAAAACACAAUGGACCCUGGGCAACAACCACCUCAAAGAAAAAAAAGUUAUAUUAAGAGGUUUCUCGACAAAAUCAACCCAAUGGCUCACAAUAAUAGUAAUACUAACAAUGGUAACAAGAAUAAAAACGUCUAUUACACCAAAGACCCUGCUACUGCCAGAAGCAGCAUGGAUAGGUCAAAUCUUAGAGUACAAAAUUAUGAUCCAAAUACACCGGUUUUUAAAAAUAAUGAUUAUAUUGCCUUUCAUGCGCAUCACCACGCAGUUACUGCUGUGUCAAUUGCUCCUAAAGCGGCCCAAAAAGUAUUAGCGUUGUCCAAUGAUUUCAUUUAUGAAUUAACUAUGCUAUUAAAUGAUGAGGAUGGUGCUUCAUCGAAAACUUAUAAGAGCAAAGGAAAUUCAACGGCAAGCGAUGGUAAGACUACAAGUGUUUUACGCGGAGUAUUUUCCAGUAUUAAUGAGGGGAUGAUUGUGGUUAGUGGUGAUUGUAAGGGGAAUAUAAGGGUGUUUAGAACAGACAUAUCUGAUUUGACCAGAGAAAGAUUGUUGUAUAAAUUGAAAAUCUAUAAUAGCCACCAUUCUUUAGCAAGAGCCCCGAGUGUUUACUCGAAAAAUAAUGCUGUUAUCAAUAGUGCAUCAGGUAAUGCUAUAAAUAACAUAGGGAAUGUUGGUUUGUCGAGGAACAAGUCAUUAAAUAACAUAUGCCAUCGUCAAAAUUCAUUUAGAAACAAGAGAAAAGGUACUAAUAGUUCCGCUGAAGAUUUACUUGCUAAUGUCAUACAUAUAGGUCGUAAUGGAAGUUUAAAAAAAGAUGCGGAACAUUAUUACCUGACAGGGCCUGUAGGAGCCACUGGAUCUUCUAAAAUAAAUAGAAGCAACACUGUUAAAAGUCUACAAUCAUUGGCUUCAUUUAAUAACACCAUUUCUGAUAACCAUACGACUAGCUUUGACACCGGUUUUCAUGGUAACUCUACUAUUAACAAUGGUAGUGCCAACAAUACUUUAUUUUCAACUUUUCUUGGCAACCAAAAAACCAUUUCUCAACAGGACUCGGAUUAUGCUACUGGUCAUAUCAGUAACAUUUCGAACGCACUACCAUCUUUGUCGACAUCACCGUCGCCGUUAUCUGGAUCCAAAGCCCAGCAUGCUAAUGGCACCAUUGUGUAUUCUGAGCAACCGCAGCAUCAGUAUGGUAGUACCUCAACUUUGCUAAGAAGCUCUAACGGACACCUGUACGAUAAUGUUUCAAAUAUAGGUAGUGGUAUUAGCGCAAACACUGCAGUGACAACUAUCAGUACUAGUGGUACCGCUGGUGUAAAUAACAUACUGGAUCCGCAUCUGAAGUGCAAUGUUUGCGGUGGCACAAACUUUAAAGUAUUCAAACCCAAUUUUAGAUCAGAGUCCGCACCUGUGGGAUUCUAUUGUUCGGACUGUGGCAAUCAAAUGAAUAGAUUUAGAUAG